Molecule: messenger RNA, 2548 nt
Organism: Aspergillus novofumigatus IBT 16806
Lineage: Eukaryota; Fungi; Ascomycota; Eurotiomycetes; Eurotiales; Aspergillaceae
Exons: 1
Coding region: 416-2194 (592 amino acids)
Source: RefSeq, a predicted model, not a curated record
GGCUGACAGAUAUCUGGAUAGAUUUAGUCAGACCAUCGUGAUUUUUGAUCUGAAUAUCCGGGGAUAUUAAAACUUGCUUGCCAGGAAUGCGCCGAGUUUCCCCUGGAGCAACAGUUGCGGUGAAAGCACGAGACGCACUAGACUGUUUUGGGACUGACGUGCUAGUCUAGACUAAGAAUGAUUGUUAUUAUUAUCGUCACCCUUGCCUCUCCAAUAUUUAUCUAUCCCCUCAAUCUAUACUAAUUUUUUCCCCUCUGCUUAUCGGUAUUGGGACCCUCGCAUCGUACCGCAGACUACUCACGCCGCUGAGGUCGCUCUAUCUGCUGGCCGAGUGCCACCAUGCUUGCAGAUCCUCGUGGAGUGUCGCAAUGUCAUAAGUCGCCCUCCUCUUUUCCGCCCCUCAAGUCCCGCAACUAUGACCUCCGAUAAACAAAACAAUGGCCCUCUCGCCAAACCUUUCACGCCAACGCUCAGUGCUGCUUUCAAUCGAACCAGCAAAUCUCCCUUGACGCCCAAGCUCGCUAAUCCCGGUGGUUAUCGCACUCCCAAGAGACUUGCCCCCUCCGAACACCCCUCCUCGACUCCCGAUGCCGAGACCGCCUCCUUCCUCAGUGCGAACAUAACCCCUCGAUCAGGUUCACGCAAUAGCAGACGUGAUGGAUUUCCGUCCCCGAGCAAUGCACCGUCCAGCGUACAGUCAUCGCCGCAAGUACAGUAUUCGCAUGCAGGUGUCGCCCAUGUUGCGAGCUCAGGGGGAUGCAGAACGGAGCGGAGUCCCGCCCGCUCGAACGGGAAGUUGGAACCGUCCAGAGGGAAUCGAGCAAAGACCCUGACGACAGAACGUCCAAAUACUCCACGGCCGAAUUCUUAUUCCGACUCUUCCACUUCACGAAUGUUUUUUCAUGCCUAUGAUGCGCGGUCUCCGAGUUCUUCCGAGGUGGACAUCCGAUCCAAACAACUAAGCAAACCAUCCUCGCCUGCUACGUUUGUAUAUGCCAACGGAGAGCACGAGGAGCAGACUCAAGGCGAGGAGGCAAAUAUCGCGGCUCCGACGGUCAAGCGGCGAUCGAUAGGCUCGUCUCGUCCUGCGUUGGCACCAAAAGCUCUCCCAGCUGCUUCGCCCCGGUUACGGCCAGCUAAGCUCGCUGACUCCGCGGCGAGACUUUCGGACGCUACUUCACAAGUCAGCUCACAGCGUGAUGACAUUUCCGAGGUUAGCUCCCAAGCUCAUAGCUCAUUCUCGGGCGCUUUCCCCGCAAGACCACCUAUUCCGGCCGUCAGGCACAUCAAAUCAUCAAGUCUCGAUUCUGCCAGCAGCGGUGUCCAUCCCAAAGAGGGCCUGAAGCCAAGCCCGAUUAUCGUAUCAACGGUCGAAUCGCCGGUAGAAGCAGAAUGUGCUGCAUCCGAGUCGAUGCCGGGGCUCAGGCCUCGAAUUCUCAGCAGUGGAUCUACGACUUCGGUGGACACACAUCUUUCAUCCGCUGCACAGAGUCCGGUGAAGUCGGAUACCGGACAGGCAAACAACGACGUCGUUCUCAAUGCGCGAAUUGAGAGGAAGAUCCUUGACUUGGAGAUCAGCAACUCAUCUUUACUUGCGAUCAAUCGUACCCUAGAGCGUGAGAUGCGCAAGCAGAAUGCAGAGUUGCGAAGAUAUCGCCGUCUGAGUCGCUCCGGCCGUUUGUCCGUGGCGCCAUCUACACGAUCCUUCUCCGGAACUUCGUUAGGGAUAACUAACGAAUUGGACGAGGAAGCAAGCGAAAUCUCGUCUAUUCGCUCUCCGGAGGAACUAUCGGAUUAUAGUGAUGAGGAUUCCACCAUGGACGAGGGUGUUGUCAGCCCCGAUUCGCUUGCCGAUCACGAUGCGAGACAUCGGGUCAAAGAUGAGAAGCGGUUCUUCAUCGACCUUGCGAAGCAUCAGGAAUUGCUGGCUGACAGUCAGAAAAUAAAUCAGAGCCUCAAACGAUGUCUCGGGUGGACAGAGGAGCUAAUAAAAGAAGGCAAGAAGGCUCUCGAAUAUAGCGUGCAUGUCAACGACGUACAGCUUGGCGGACGAGUCCUCUCACCGGACGAGCUUCAUGAGGAGGCAGAAAGAGCCCGUGCACUGUUGAGUCCUGUUGCUGAGCCUCCUGAUCCUUUGUCGGCAUCUCAGGAGUUGGAAUCUCUAAUGGAGAUGCUCGACAAUGAGGGCUACUGAGCAUGGUUUCCUCAUUGUACAACAUACUUGACGGGCAGGCCCGUUCGUUCUCUUCCCGUUGUUCGGUCACUUUGGAGCUCCUUUUUUGUUCACACUUAUAUUCUAUCCGAUUCCCAUAUCUACUGCAUUUCUGGCGUACUAAGGUCAUUUCCUAUUCUUUAUCACGGCGCUGGCUGCUUUGGCCCUUCGGCCGCCUCGGCCUUCUACUUUCAUCAUUAACUUUUCUUUUUCUUAAGCGAAGAUACAUGGUCACGCUGUUUACCUGCUGCCUGCACUCUCCGGUAUAUUGUUAGAUACCCGAUGCGCGAUAUGUUUGUUGUCUCUUGGAUAUGUCCACUGAUGGAGCAUAUUGUG